GUGUAUAUAUUUAUGAGGUACAUGAGAUGUUUUGAUACAGGCAUGCAAUGUGAAAUAAGCACAUUGUGGAGAAUGGAGUAUCCAUCCCUGGAAGCAUUUAUCCUUCGAGUUACAAAUAAUCCACAUACCUUCUUUAAGUUAUUUUAAAAUAUAUGAGGUUUUCCAAAAAAGAAUGCUUUCUGCGAGAGGCACCCCAUGGUGAGGGUUCUUUGUGGUGGCGGAGGAAUUAAUGAGGGUAGAUUUGGAUUUCACACCCUUUCUACGGAGGUGAUGGGAGCUCUCUUUCUAUGUUUGCUUUGCAGGUGCUGAGGGCAGUGAGUCAUCUUUGUUCAAUCUUGUUUCUCCUGGCGACACAGGAAUGUACCUUUACCAAAAACUUAUCACAGAAUCUAUGAUGUGUUAUUUCCAUUUGGUUAGUGAUUAAAACUAUCUUUGGGUUUCCUCCUACCAUCUUUCCACAUUUACUUUGGGAAAAUGCAAAAGGAAUAUUUCAUUUUCACCACAGUAGUGCCUGUGAUACAUGCAGUCAUGAGCUGGUAAUGAAAAAAGCAAAGAGCUGCUUAGCUUUGAUUUAAUCCGUAAAUCACUUGGAAAACCAACUGAAGGGUAAAAAGGUUGCAGAAGGCACUGGAAUUCUCUUUUUUGUUUUUUCAAAAGAAAGGGUCUCGCUAUAUUGCCCAGGCUGGAUUCAAACUCCCAGGCUCAGGCGAUCCUGCUUCUGCCCCAAGUGGUUGGGAUUACAGGCAUACACCACUGCUCCCAGCAACAAUGGAAUUGUUAAAAACAGGCUGGCCACCUGUCUGACUUACUUGCAGUUAGCACCCACACUGCUUAUGAAAGUAGCAGUGAGUUUCAGGCCUUUUCCUUGUGGUUCAUGUGACCUUGUGUUCCCAGUAUUUACCAAAUAUUUUAAAUAGUUUCCCAAAAAAUUUCCUCUUUCAUUUCGCACAGUGUGCACAUUCAGACCAUAAAAGGACCUACUGGAAUAAAUGCUGAAAUUUCACAAACCACAGUGUAUCUUAAUGAUAGGUUUUUAGAUAUAGAUUUACCGGGGGGCUUUAUAGUCGUUUCAUGAUAGGCUGAAUUUUUCUAAGUCUUUGAUAUUUUCCAGUUUGCCUCCUUGGGAUUGCAUUUUGGUAGAGAAGUCUUCAAUACCCCAGUUUUCUUAACUUCAGUAGUCGUUAAUUGAACAACUACUCUCGGCAAUAACCUUCUUCUAUACCAUGGAGGAUAUCAAACCAAAAAGGAGAAUUGACCAGAUGUAGUCACUGCUUUGUAGAAUUUUACAUUGGGAGGGGAGGGAUGGAAAGAUAAACAGAAUCACAGGAAUACGGAGAGAGGCAGAUUCAUUCCAGCUGGAGGGGUUUGGGGAAGGUUUGUAUAGGACGUGGCAUUUGAACUUGCCCUGACAUGAUUGGUUGGAAAUAGACAAAGCGGUGAUGGGUUGGGAGGGCAUUUUAAAUAAUGCAAAUAGAUUGAGCAAAGGCUUGGAAGUAGAACAGUGCUUGGCAUUUGUUGGGAGAAGGGGAGUGACAGUCACUCUGUGGACUGGAAUCGUAGUUUUAAUGGGACAGGCGAUAGGAGAUGGUCUUCAUCCAACUGUGUGUAUUAUGUGCCAAGAACCUUGCAAAGAAAGACUUCUUUAGGCUCCCUGAUCCGUUUGCAAAGAUCGUCGUGGAUGGGUCUGGGCAGUGCCACUCAACCGACACUGUGAAAAACACAUUGGACCCAAAGUGGAACCAGCACUAUGAUUUAUAUGUUGGGAAAACAGAUUCAAUAACCAUUAGUGUGUGGAACCACAAGAAAAUUCACAAGAAACAGGGAGCUGGCUUCCUGGGCUGCGUGCGGCUGCUCUCCAACGCCAUCAGCAGAUUAAAAGACACCGGAUACCAGCGUUUGGAUCUAUGCAAACUAAACCCCUCAGAUACGGAUGCAGUUCGUGGCCAGAUAGUGGUCAGUUUACAGACACGAGACAGAAUCGGCACCGGCGGCUCGGUGGUGGACUGCAGAGGCCUGCUAGAAAAUGAAGGAACGGUGUAUGAAGACUCGGGGCCUGGGAGGCCGCUCAGCUGCUUCAUGGAGGAGCCAGCCCCUUACACAGAUGGCACCGGUGCUGCUGCUGGAGGAGGGAACUGCAGGUUCGUGGAGUCCCCAAGUCAAGAUCAAAGACUUCAGGCACAGCGACUUCGAAACCCUGAUGUGCGAGGUUCACUGCAGACGCCCCAGAACCGACCACACGGCCACCAGUCCCCGGAACUGCCUGAAGGCUACGAACAAAGAACGACAGUCCAGGGCCAGGUUUACUUUUUGCACACACAGACUGGAGUUAGCACGUGGCAUGACCCCAGGAUACCAAGUCCCUCGGGGACCAUUCCUGGGGGAGAUGAAGCUUUUCUAUACGAAUUCCUUCUACAAGGCCAUACAUCUGAACCCAGAGACCUUAACAGUGUGAAUUGUGAUGAACUUGGACCACUGCCACCAGGCUGGGAAGUCAGAAGUACAGUUUCUGGGAGGAUAUAUUUUGUAGAUCAUAAUAACCGAACAACCCAGUUUACAGACCCAAGAUUACACCACAUCAUGAAUCACCAGUGCCAACUCAAGGAGCCCAGCCAGCCGCUGCCACUGCCCAGCGAGGGCUCUGUGGAGGACGAGGAGCUUCCUGCCCAGAGAUAUGAAAGAGAUCUAGUCCAGAAGCUGAAGGUCCUCAGACACGAACUGUCCCUUCAGCAGCCCCAAGCUGGUCAUUGCCGCAUCGAAGUGUCCAGAGAAGAAAUCUUUGAGGAGUCUUACCGCCAGAUAAUGAAGAUGAGACCAAAAGAUUUGAAAAAACGGCUCAUGGUGAAAUUCCGUGGGGAAGAAGGUUUGGAUUACGGUGGAGUGGCGAGGGAAUGGCUUUAUUUGUUGUGCCAUGAAAUGCUGAAUCCAUAUUAUGGGCUCUUCCAGUAUUCUACAGACAAUAUUUACAUGUUGCAAAUAAAUCCAGAUUCUUCAAUCAACCCUGACCACUUGUCUUACUUCCACUUUGUGGGGCGGAUCAUGGGGCUGGCUGUGUUCCAUGGGCACUACAUCAACGGGGGCUUCACAGUGCCCUUCUAUAAGCAGCUCCUGGGAAAGCCCAUCCAGCUCUCGGAUCUGGAAUCCGUGGACCCGGAGCUGCAUAAGAGCCUGGUGUGGAUUCUAGAGAAUGACAUCACACCAGUGCUGGACCAUACCUUCUGCGUGGAACACAAUGCCUUUGGGCGGAUUCUUCAGCAUGAACUGAAACCCAAUGGCAGAAACGUGCCUGUCACAGAGGAGAACAAGAAAGAAUAUGUCAGGUUGUAUGUAAACUGGAGGUUUAUGAGAGGAAUUGAAGCCCAGUUCUUAGCUUUGCAGAAGGGGUUCAAUGAACUCAUCCCUCAACACUUGCUGAAGCCUUUUGACCAGAAGGAACUGGAGCUGAUCAUAGGUGGCCUGGAUAAAAUAGACCUGAACGACUGGAAGUCAAACACGCGGCUAAAGCACUGUGUGGCCGACAGCAACAUCGUCCGGUGGUUCUGGCAAGCAGUGGAGACGUUUGAUGAAGAAAGGAGGGCCAGGCUGUUGCAGUUUGUGACUGGGUCCACACGAGUCCCGCUCCAAGGCUUCAAGGCUUUGCAAGGUUCUACAGGCGCGGCAGGGCCCCGGCUGUUCACCAUCCACCUGAUAGACGCAAACACAGACAACCUUCCGAAGGCCCAUACCUGCUUUAACCGGAUCGACAUUCCACCAUAUGAGUCCUAUGAGAAGCUCUACGAGAAGCUGCUGACAGCCGUGGAGGAGACCUGCGGGUUUGCUGUGGAGUGAAGAACAACCAAAGGCAACAGAGUCUAGCUCAUGGCCACCAGACCAAAAGCAUCCAGCUUCUGUGCGCCUCCUGCAAAGCUGGCAGAGGCCCUGGAAUUCCAGAUCAUCUGAGGGGAAAGGGUUGUCUCUCUCCUUUCUGUUGCGGGAGGGGGAUGGGGGACUUUUGUUGGUGGCUCCCACCCAUACAUCCCUCCUUAUUAUAGUACUCCCACCCACUUCCAUCACCCAUCCAAUAAAAUGCAGCCAGGGCCUUUGGCUUCGGUCACACAGGAUAUUCUGCUAUGGUUGCAACCCACGUGGUGAUAAGGCUCACGGCCCUGAGCUCUUUAUAGGAGCAUCAGCUCACAGUUAGGGGACUGAGCGUGGUUGACUGAGGGUUUGGAACUGGUGGCUGUCCCAGCUAUUCCAUCUCUAAACAAACAGCCUGGAGGCCCCUUUUCAAUUUGAGCAGCUGCUAGAUAUCUUACCAGAGCUCAGAUUACAAAUUUCACAUUCCAGCAGCCUGUUAUGGGUAGCAGAAAUUCCCAACUGAAAAGUAACUAUAUAAUGUAUGCUUAUUGGAAUUCUGCCACAGCAGGAAGGUUGAGUCAAAACGUGUUUCCCCUUUGAAAGGAGAAGGAAUUGGAGCAGCUUUUCCUGGAGGCCCAAGGUAUUUCUUUUCUGGGUAUCUUGGCUGAAAAUUUUGUUUUACAAAACGAGAAAAAUGAUCUUUCAAGGGUUCCUUUUGCUGCAUUAUCUGUCCAGUUUGACCUUUUUUCAGUGAAAACACAAAGUCACAGAGUGUAUAAAAGAACAGACCAAAACCAGCCCUAGAACCAACCAGUCAGUCCCAAAGCUGUGAGCUCUGCGCCACUGUUGUCCAUAGAGGCAUCGCCUGUGUCACUGAAAAUACUAGUGAACCACGAUGCAGCAACUGCUAAGAGCUAAACUAACAAAAUGGCGUUACCAUGGCUGCUGGCUUGGUGUGAACUCGCUUAAAAGCAAUGGGGAAAGGAUAACCUCGAGGCAAAUCCACCCAAAGAUACUGUCUACAAAAAGCAGGGUGUGGACGCAAACCUGUGACCACGGGGGUCAGGGGUCGACUACACACUGCCUCAUGUGGCCCCUUUCCCAGUGGCAGCCGGUGACGACUGCUACUCGGUUCGCUUGCCCAGAUGUCUUCGUACGACGAGCAAGGCCAAAAGCAAGCCUAGACUCGAAGUUUCUGACACCAUCUACAGUUUGCAUAAAAGUCAAACAGUGUUUUAAAGUGGCUUGAUGUCCAGUAGCUGAACUUUGGCAAAAAAACAGCAGCAACCAAUGUUCCUGUAUGGUUUCUUUGUUGUUGUUUUUGUUUGGGGGUGGGGGAAAGUACAGGGUAAUUCAUUAGCAAGACAUUACACUGCUGUCGAAGUCUCUGGGAUCCCGCUGUGGGUCUGAGAUGGCCUGGGAAGAACCUUGCGGAUGACUGUUUUUUAUCUGUUCUUUUUGUCACUGUUACCUUCUGGGCUGCUGAGGUUCUAGAAUGGAAGGGCUGCCAAAUGAGGUUUGCUGAAGGAGGAAAGUUUAAUCCCUUAUGCCAAAAGUCCAGGCCAAAUGGUGGGCUUAGCCUCUUUCAAAAGUUCUGCCUUGCCCCAGGUGGGCGUAUCCUGUGUCUCAUUCACCAUGAUGCUUCCUGAGGGCGUUCUAGAAGCCCAUUCCCCAGUGGCUCUAUCCAGCCUUUCCUUGCAUCUUCCUCUUGAAGGCGAGGAAGUGAAAACUACAGACCUCCCCCAGAGAGCCCACUCUCUAUCUUGAGCCUAACCCGCGGGAGGCGGGAGAGACAUCCAUCCAAGAACUGAAGCAGCCUCCAGGAUGAGGUCGGAAGUACCACCUGAUUUUCCUGGUGGUGGUAUCCAAAAUCUGCCGUAAUUAGGAAGGAAACCAGGGUCUUGUGGUUUAAAAGACUUUGAAGCAGGAAUGUUGCAUUUGACGCCUUUAAAACUACCUUUUUGCUGUUGGGAGGAGUCAGAGGCGAGCCUUAGCAGCUGUACCCGCCAGCCUCAGGUGGUCGGUGCUGCCCUGCCUCUCGUGCCGCGUGUCGCUUCAGCCCAGAGCCAGAGGGCUGUGUCCUCCACGGGUGGCCCUGGCGGACACAUUCGUUCCCGUCCCAGCCCAGCCUGUCUCUGCUUUUCCACUUCCACCUGCGUGUGGGUUUGCCGCCUUGUCAUCGGUCGUGUGAGUGCUGCAGACCUUUCCAGAGCUCCAGUUCACUCUUUCCAAACAGGCCUCCCUGUCAGUGGUACUGCGCUCCUAGAACCUUCAGUUUCUAUGAUGGUUGGUUUAGUCCUUUUGAACCACCCCCAAGAACUCAAUAUGCAAAAGGUAAAAGCUCCCGACUGUUCUACUUUGGGUCCGCGCAAAGCCCGUUCAUGUGUGAUCUCUGCGUGGCCCUUCUUGGUGGUCCCAGGCGAUCCAGCCAUGCCCCCCGCCCCUCUGCCCAGAUGCUUCAGGGGCCCAACCUUUCAGGCUUGCCCUCACCAGCGGCCAUCAGCCGACACUCAGGGAUGCAGCAAACACCACUCCACCAGUGCUUUCAGCAGGAAGAGCCGAGGCUGCCUGGGAGGCCCUGGGCGAUAGGAAAAGGGCUCUCUCAAAUUCUGAAAAGAGAAUCUGCCACCAGAUCGAAUUCCGACCCCUAAUUUGUUCGGCCAUAUGGUUCGAAUUCAGAUUAGGUGGGUCACCCAAUCUGAGAUGUCAGGAAAGGCCUUCUGCAGAGAAAAUGUCUCCCCCACCCCCCAUCUGCAGCCAGGUGUGUGCCACACGGCAGCCUUCCCGAAACAUAGUAUGGAUUUAAAAAAUUUGUUUAUUUUUGUUUCUCAACCACUUUAUAAUGUAUUUUUAAUUUAUUUUGUAACGUCUUGUUUUUAAGUAUUGCUGCUAUCCUUCCCACUGUUUUUAUCGCUGAUUUAUUUUGUGAAAGUUGUACACUAAUGUUCUGUUUUAUGUCAAAAUCAAAAGUAUUUAAUGAUAUACUAGUUCUAUUUAAUGUGGUUAUGGAACCAGCUGGAAACACAAAACAGUGAUUGUACAGCAGGCUGGACCCAGGAGGUCAGGUUCAUUUUGUUACAUAUGCAAUAAACUCACGACUUUA
Messenger RNA from Cebus imitator (Panamanian white-faced capuchin), 6937 nucleotides. It is a transcript of the gene SMURF1, whose product is annotated as SMAD specific E3 ubiquitin protein ligase 1. The coding region runs from base 1585 to 3825 and encodes 746 amino acids. The transcript is spliced from 19 exons. Gene Ontology annotation, biological process: ubiquitin-dependent protein catabolic process; negative regulation of BMP signaling pathway. The record is from RefSeq and is a predicted model, not a curated record. Lineage: Eukaryota; Metazoa; Chordata; Mammalia; Primates; Cebidae. Gene Ontology annotation, molecular function: protein binding; ubiquitin protein ligase activity.